Messenger RNA from Paramecium tetraurelia, 636 nucleotides. RefSeq lists its product as uncharacterized. The transcript has 3 exons. NCBI's taxonomy places the organism in Eukaryota, Ciliophora, Oligohymenophorea, Peniculida, Parameciidae. The record is from RefSeq and is a predicted model, not a curated record.
AUGAUAUUAUGUGAAACAAGAAGAAGACAAAGAAGAAUGGCAGUUCAUGCUGAAACCGAAGAAGAAUAUCUCCAAAAAUUAACCAAAUAAGAUGAAAGCCGAUAAAGACUCACGGAGCACCAAUAGCCUUCUCCAUAACUAGAAGGAUUUAUUAUAAAUCAUGAUUUUUCGUUCGAUCCAUUCGGUUCUGAGCCAAUCUUCUUGCUUUAAAAGACCACUAUUUAUAAAUCUCACUUUCUAUUAUUGAUAUGUGAGGAUUUUUCUAUGAACCUAAAGAGACUAUAGUCUAUUUUGGAUUCCUGUAAGCUCAAUCUGAUUAAACUUAGCAGAGACUUCAGAUAAUCUAACAGAUAGCACCACCGAAGAAUAGACAUAAUCAAACAAUAUCAUUUUAAAAUAAGAUUGUUAUGUUCACACAAUUACCUUUGGAAAUGUAAUCCAUAAAUUCCAUAUUUGGAUACUCAAUCACUUAAAUCCCUUAGAAAUUUUCAAAGAAUUGUAUUAUCCUUUAUUCAAUGCAUUCGUUGUUGUUGCUAAUAAAGGAAAUAAUAACAAAUAAAUUUUAUUUUAGGCAGAAUUUACAAAAAUGCUCUAAUUUAAUUAAGCAGUUUAAUAUCACACAAUUUCGGACUCUGA